Messenger RNA from Amaranthus tricolor (Joseph's coat), 2662 nucleotides. Its product is annotated as ABC transporter I family member 1. Gene Ontology annotation, molecular function: ATP binding; ATP hydrolysis activity; transmembrane transporter activity. The coding region runs from base 1247 to 1939 and encodes 230 amino acids. Lineage: Eukaryota; Viridiplantae; Streptophyta; Magnoliopsida; Caryophyllales; Amaranthaceae. The transcript has 2 exons. The record is from RefSeq and is a predicted model, not a curated record. Gene Ontology annotation, biological process: cytochrome complex assembly.
UAUUUUAGGGGGCGUUUGGUUCGCACAAGGGAAUCGGAAUGGAAUGAGGAAAGGGAAUGAAGGAGAAAGGAAUGGAUUCCCCUAAUUUAGCCUAGUCGUUUGGUUGUGUUCAGGAAACGGAAUCAAUCCCUUUGUGACUGUUUGGUUCAAGUUGGAUUAAUUGAUUCCCUUUCAACAGAGAUUAGGAACAACCCAGAAAAGGAACAAAACAAUGGCGAAGAACUUCAAUUCACUCGAACAACAAAACGAUGUUCAUCAAUGGCGGUACAGAAAUCUAUGUAGAACAACCCAGAAAUCCAAUUCAUCCUACAAAUCCAAUUCAUCAAAAAUCAAAAACGCAACAGAAACGAAAUUACAACAAGAAUCAAAAACGCAGGCUUUCAUCAAUGGUGGUACAACACAGAUUCAACAAGAACACGAAGAAGAAUGGAGGCAGCAAAAUCGAGAUUGAGAAGAAGAGAAGAGAAGUUGAGGAAGAUGAACGAGGCGUGAACAGGUGAACGUGCCACCCCUCACUGAUGUUCACUGAGCGAAUCAGUUCGUUGUUCGCCUAUUCGCACUUCGCAAAGCCACUGCUGGCUGCUACUGCUGCUUCCGUGAACAGGUGAACGUGAAAUCAAGACCACCAGACCCAUCAACGCCGACGGCCCACCACCAAAUCAACCCACCUUCAAUUCAAGUUUUGUUUUUAUUUCAAGUUUCAAAUCUCUUUAUCUGUUCCUUGUCUCAUCGUCGUAGCCUCAACCGAGCAGCCGCCGCCAGCACCGGCCAAAUCAACCCAGCCGUCGCAGUUCAGGAAGGAUGGAGGCGCGAGGAAGGAGAAAUAUGGUGAGGAAGGAGGCGCGAGUGAGAAAGGGAAGGCAGCAGCUGUGGGGAAGGGAAUGGAAUGGGAAAGUGGAGGGGGAGGGAGGGAAUGAGGAUUACCUCAUUUUAGGUAAUCCAAAACCUUAAUAUGGGGAAAGGGAAUGAUUCUAACUGCGAACCAAACAACAUCAAAGGGAAUGGGGUAUUUCCAUUCCCUUUCCCUUUCCUUAAUACCCCCAACCAAACGCCCCCUAUUUACUAAUUUCCUAACCUACGUCAUAAUUCCAAUGAAUUACACAAUUACUAACUCAAACGAGACAUUUCAAAGCAUCAGACAUUUCUCCUCUUUCUCCCUCAAACCCUCAUUCUCAGUUCCAACCACCGCAUAUCUACAUCCUAGCUGCACUCUCUUUGCUCCCUUAACCACCGUCGCCCGCCGCAGAUGUCUUUAAGGAAACCCACACUUCCUCGUUUACUUCUCAACAAUGUUUCUUGUAUGCGAAAUGCCCAACAAAUCUUGCGUCAUGUGAAUGUCUCGAUUCAUGAUGGAGGUGCACUCGUGCUGACAGGCAGCAAUGGUUCAGGCAAAAGCACUUUUCUUCGCAUGUUAGCCGGCUUUUCCAAGCCUUCUGCUGGUGAGAUCCUUUGGAACGGUCACGAUAUUACCCAGUCGGGAGUAUUUCAUCAAUAUAAGCUUCAACUCGGAUGGGUUUCUCUUAAAGAUGCUAUCAAGGAGAAAUUUACUGUCUUGGAAAACGUGCAAUGGUUCGAAGUUCUCGAGGGAAAAGAAGGCAGAGCUCUACCAGCUUUGGAGCUAAUGGGAUUGGGAAAGUUGGCAAAGGAAAAGGCAAGAAUGUUGUCGAUGGGCCAACGAAAAAGGUUGCAGCUCGCUAGGCUACUAGCAAUCGAUAGGCCUAUUUGGUUGUUGGAUGAGCCCUCUGUUGCCUUGGAUGAUGACGGGGUGAAACUCUUGGAGCAUAUCAUUGCUGAGCAUCGGAAAAAGGGUGGAAUAGUUUUUGUAGCGACGCAUCUACCUAUUGAGAUCGACAAUGCAAUGUACUUGAGAUUACCACCUAGGUUUCCUAGACGUAUGACUCUGGUCGAUAUGCUUGAUCGUAGUGAUCACGUUAUUUAACCGUUUGAAAAGGAACAGCUUUACGUGACUCUAGAUUACAUGUGAUCGGGUUAGUUUUCAUCUGAGAUCGCGUUCAUUGACUCAUAAUCAUAGUUCGCUUUUCUUACUCUUCCAGCCUUACGAGGUUCAAAUGCAUAAGCUACCGUCAGCAAUGCCUUUGAUGGUCAUAGUUGAAGAGUUUUCGAUGUGAUGAGGCAGACUGUGCAGUCCUCCAGGCUUUGAAGUUUGUUUCGUAGCAAAAGAUUUAGACUUUAGAUGAGUUGAGUUUAUUCUGGUGCACCGUUUUUUUGAAUUAUAUGGUAGGCUGAGAGAAAGGCAAGAUUAAAUGAGAUUUGAUUAUAUGAUUUUACCUGAAAAAAAGCAGUUUUUGCUCCAACUGAUAGAAGAUUGGAUUCUCACAUUGCUAGCAAGAAGCAAUGAUUAUACUUCAUGUAAGUCGUAGUCGACCCAAUAUUUUAUCAUCGAUAUUUUUUCAGUUAUGUAGCAAUGAUUAUUGGGAUUCGUAGUAGUAUAUAUUUUCUUUGUUCCAAUAUAUUUGCAAUUGAUCGUGAUAUUUUCUCAUACAAUAUAUUACAAUUAGUUAUAAGUAUUUCAGAAUAAAUGUAAUAUGUUAGAAAACAUUAGAAGUAUUUCAGAAAAAAUGUAAUAUGUUGGGAAACAUUCUAAUGUUGUAUAUAGGUUUUAUUAUUAAUUAUUAUUUAUUGCUAUAAAAUAUCUUUAUGA